This is a messenger RNA of Cyclocybe aegerita, 1617 nucleotides long. NCBI's taxonomy places the organism in Eukaryota, Fungi, Basidiomycota, Agaricomycetes, Agaricales, Hemipholiotaceae. The record is from the annotation of a GenBank genome assembly.
AUGCAGGAGUCAAGAACAACAGGUUGGUUAGAGCGGAACGGGUACUUGAAGAUAGUGCGCACCGAGAAAUUGACGACCAAGGCGCCAACAAGCGAACCACAACGCAACGCUCCCCGGCAAAAAGCGUUCAUCGUGACCAGGUACCACUGCCCAUUUCACCUUCUACUUCGUGGAUCCCAUCCAGAAUUUAUCCAUCCCAAUGUCCACAAAUUCACCCAUCCCGCACUUACUCGCCGCAAACCCUCCUCAAAACGAAAGGAAAUCCAGUCCUACCUUGCUCAAACAAUCACGAAGGUCGAGGCUCUUGAUCAAGCAAUCGAUUGGGCUCAAGCAUUCCUCGAAGCGCUCCAGUUUGAAAAGGAGACGAAGAUAACGCAGAUCCAAACCGAUCACACAUCACGCUCAUCGAUCCAGCGCUUACCCGGCGACAUCCUCGAGAAGAUCUUUGUCGAAACGCUUCCCAUCCAUAGGAAUUCUACCAUGAGCUUCGACGAUUUCCCUCUGAAGCUGGGCAUAGUCUGCAACGAUUGGAGGGAUCUUGCUCAUUCCUGUUCCAGCCUAUGGUCGACGAUCCACAUCGCGAUACCUGCCAUAGGGUUUCCCGGAGCUGCAGAUCCAACGCCAAUAACCCCUGAACACGAAUGGCAAAUGGAAAUAAAGGUCGCGAUGAGCCUAAAGUACUCGAUAAGUGAGUGGCUCGGGCGCGCGAACGGUCGCCCUUUGUCCAUAUCCGUCGGGUCCCAGCUUCGUGAGGACGUUGCAGAAGAAGCGGUAGAGAUAAUCGUCAGCGCGCUCGUGCCCUUCGCAAAUCAGUGGCGCAAUCUCGACCUCCAGUUCCCAAUGUCUACACUGGUACAACGUAUGCUGGGUCAGAUCCAAGAGAUGCCCGAAACGCCAAACCUUCGUUCAUUACGCAUGCGGGACACGAAACCGUAUAAUGUCCUCGACACCCAUCCCGACGUAUAUCAUUUCAUCAGGAAGCUGCUACCCUCUUCUUCCAAUUUGCAACAGUUUAACGCUUUCUACUUCGAUAUGACACACCGAGAGCAACUCUCCGUUCCGUGGUCGAAGUUGACUAAGCUUAGUCUUGUUCGUUGCAGGAUAGCUCGUUCGCAGAUCGUUGCAAUCCUCCGGCUUGCAAGUCGGUUGGUCAGCUCAAAAUACCCAGGUGCAGAAUUUCAACCUGAUGGUGCAAUCUCUCUUCCUAUGCUGGAGGAAUUCUCGUUCUUCGAGCACAUGUGGCUUUUGGUUCCAUUCCGCCUUCCUCGCCUCCAGAGGCUCAAGUUUGAGGGAAGAGUUGUAUUUCCCGGAGCUCUCAACCCAUUAGAACGAUUCGAUAUUGUAGACCUCCUCUCCCACCAAACCCAGCUCACGAGCCUUCGACUCAAUCUCACAUCGCUCAACGAAAAUACUCUUGUGGAAGUUCUUGCACUCGUUCCGUACUUGAAACACCUAUCGUUCGAAAACCCAUCCGAUCCACGAAUGGUGCAAAUCUUCAACGAACAUCCACCCCAACAAAAUACAAUUGACGGACCAAAUACUUGCGACCCUCACUCCAAUCGAGACUGCAGAUGGAAUUCGCAUCGCCAACUUGUGCCCUCUCAUAGAAACAUUUGA